Messenger RNA from Brassica napus (rape), 956 nucleotides. Its product is annotated as ribosomal protein S14, mitochondrial-like. Gene Ontology annotation, molecular function: structural constituent of ribosome. Gene Ontology annotation, cellular component: small ribosomal subunit; ribosome. The record is from RefSeq and is a predicted model, not a curated record. Bases 247 to 702 code for a protein of 151 amino acids. Gene Ontology annotation, biological process: translation. The transcript has 2 exons. NCBI's taxonomy places the organism in Eukaryota, Viridiplantae, Streptophyta, Magnoliopsida, Brassicales, Brassicaceae.
AACAAUAAUUUAUUGAUAUCUACUGUUUUUCAUAUUUUGAGAAUUUUUUAAUCAGAACCUCCUCUCAAAACCAAAAAUAAAAGGGUUACAAUUCAGAAUAACAUGGCCCAACUAAGCCCAAAUUAAUCAGGCCCAAAACCUUCUUCACCAUUUGCGACAAGAAGAAGCAAGCACAGGGCUCUGAAUCGCUCCGACAGAAACCCUAAUCAAAUCCCGCGGCGGUGCGAUCUAAAUCUCCGGGAACCAAUGGCCAAUCUCCGAGGCCUCCUGACAAACGUAUCCUCCUAUUGCCAACGCUCCUUCUCCCAAAUCAAAGCCCCGAACUAUCUCAAUCAAAUCCAAACCCGACAAAUCUCGACGACGCUUACCAAACCGGCGUCGAAGCACAGCGGCACGGAGCAAGGAGUGAAGCGAAACAGCGCCGACCACAGGCGCAGGCUGCUCGCGGCGAGGUUCGAGCUGAGGAGGAAGCUCUACAAGGCGUUCUGCAAGGAUCCGGAGCUUCCCAGCGAAAUGAGGGAGAAGAAUCGGUACAAGCUGUCGAAGUUGCCGAGGAACAGUGCGUUCACGAGGAUAAGGAACCGGUGCGUGUUCACUGGUCGGUCUAGGUCCGUGACGGAGCUGUUUAGGAUGUCGAGAAUCUGUUUCCGUGGGUUGGCGAAUAAAGGUGAAUUGAUGGGUAUCAAGAAGUCGUCUUGGUAGUGGUAUGUGAGUGAACCACAAGACAGCAAGGAAUCAAAAGCUGUUGUUUAAUGUUGGUGUAAUCCAUUACAGAACUUAGUUUGCUUAUAACACAAAGUGCUGCUCUUUUGUUUAUGAUCUCGUUCAGGAUUAUGAAGUUAUUCUAGCAGAUUCUCGUUGAAUAAGAUAAACACCAUGACAUACUUUUCAGCUCUUGUUUUGCUAAGUGUUGCUCUUUUUUUAUGAUCUCGUUAAGGAUUUGUGAAGUUUCUUUG